CGGGUGACGGGGCGCGCGCGCUGCGUGGGACGGCAGAGACUCUUUUGGCGCGGAUCUCUGAGCACUUUGGCGCUGAGAUGAACCCUGAAGCGGAUUACGGGAGCGCGAGCGGCGGCGGGAACGGAAAACUGCGCCAGUGGCUGAUCGAGCAGGUGGACUGCGGGAAAUAUCCCGGCCUGGUUUGGGAGAACGACGACAAAACCAUCUUCAGGAUUCCCUGGAAGCACGCCGGGAAGCAGGACUACAACCGGGACGAGGACGCGGCGCUCUUUAAGGCCUGGGCCCUUUUCAAGGGCAAAUUUCGGGAAGGAAUCGACAAGCCAGACCCGCCAACUUGGAAGACGCGGCUCCGCUGUGCCCUCAACAAAAGUAAUGACUUUGAGGAACUUGUAGAACGAAGUCAGCUGGACAUCUCGGACCCGUAUAAAGUGUACCGCAUCAUCCCCGAGGGCACCAAGAAAAGGCCCAGACAGGACGACAGUCCUUUGAGUCCGAUGAGCUUCCAGGUGCACUCGCCGUACCCUGCCCUGCAGACUCAGAUGCCUCAGUACCUCUCAACCCCUGAAUGCGGCUGGAGAGACUAUUUCCAGGAUCAGGCGUCUUUGCCCGAGCUGCCGUUCCCUCAGUAUCCGACACGCAGUUUGCCGUGGCAGGGCCCGCCCAUGGAGAACGGGUACCAGAUCAAAGCUUCGAUUUACUCGUACGCACCUGCUGACUGCCAGCAUUCAUCUUUCACAUUCGACACCAGCAUGAGAUCUGCAGAAGCCCUCUCAGAUUUCCGCAUGCAUGUAUCCGUGUAUUUCCGGGACUCUCUGGUGCGCGAGGUGACCACGUCCAGCCCAGAGGGAUGUCACAUCACUCCGUGCUCCCCAGAGGAGAAGCACUAUCUGCCCCCUGGCGGUCCCGAGCUGGUGCCUCUGCCACUGGAGGCAGUCACGGCCCAGAGGAGGGUGGAGGAUUGCUCGCCCAGUUCGCCAUCCUCCCUGGAGAGGGGCGUGCUCCUGUGGAUGGCGCCUGACGGACUCUACGCCCGGAGGCUGUGUCACAGCAGAGUGUACUGGCAGGGAGGACUGUUGCCGUAUGGAGACAAACCCAAUAAGCUGGAGAGAGAGGUCACCUGUAAAGUCCUCCACACGCAGGAUUACCUCACAGAAAUCCAGAGUUACGGACGGCCGCUACCUCGCUUUCAGGUCCUGCUGAGUUUCGGAGACGAGUGUUUGGACCCGCAGAGACAAAGGAGGAUGCUCACUGUCCAGGUGGAGCCGUUGCUCGGCAGACAGUUCCUGUACUACGCCCAGCAAACAAGCGGCCAUUACUACCGUGGCUAUGAGCACCCGGCAGUCACGGACCACUUAAACGUCUCUGAGGACUACCAGAAGGCCAUCACAAAUCACCACAGCAACAGCCUGCAGGAAUGAAUGCCACAGGUUCAAGGGACAGCAAAGAACUCAAAUUGACCAGGAAACCCUGCAGAGCGCUGACGUCCAGGAAGGCAGAAACCAAAGAAACUCCAGUGGAGAGUGAUGACGUUUAUUCAGACUGUUUCUCUGCUUACUGCCAUCAACAGCAAGCUAUGAUGUCAUAGAGGCCACUGCCGGACAAAGAAGCCAACAUGCUCCCUUCAUGGGGUCGGUAAGGUCGACACCUUACUUGCACUGUAUAAAUAAAUGAACUGAACCUUGAAUUUGUAAUAUUGCAAAGUAAAGUUCAGUUAUGAAAAAUAAGACUAAUAAGAGAGUUAAGCCAAAAUGUAAGAAAUCUGGAGAAUUAGAAGACUUUAUUAAUCCCCAAGGAAACUGCCUCAGAAAAUGGAUGUUUCAAGGAUGAAGUCAUGAGUUAUGACAGUGUUAUUAUGUAAUGUACAUUUUUUUUUAAUAUUCCUGCAAUGAGUGUUAAAUAUCACCCUCUCUACAUCAGUCUAGUAACUUCUUUAGAACAGUUUGUUGGAUUUUAAUCAAUGUUCACAGAGUUUUAUCACAACAUAUGAAGAUAUGCUUCAAGGAAAAUAACUUCAGUCCAACAUCUCAGAGAAGACACAAUUGGACUUUUGGUUCAGUGGUGUGCGAUACUACAAAAUUUGGUAUCAAUCCAAUCCCAAGUAUAUACAGGGUCAGUAUCGCUGAUACCAGCACAAUACCUUCUAAAAUCAGCUCAUGUACUUUGAUAGGGGAGAGCAGUGUGUCAUGACUUACGAGGUGAACACAUCAUCAAUAUGCUCAAUCCGAAAACAUUUUCAUGACUAUUAAAUGAUUGUGAUUUUUGCUUUCUACUGCAGAUAAAAAUUCUUAUUUUUUAUUACUAUUAUGGACACGAUUUUCAACCAUGAAAUAUGCAUAAUAUUACACAAGAAUUAUUUAAUUUUUUUUUUCAAGAUAGAGAUUUUUGUUCAGAAACAAUAUUACAAAAUGUCUCCCAAACAAAAUACAGCCGAGCCAAGGAGGAGGAGCUAAGUGUACAUACAAGACAGGAAAGGAGUGGUGUUUUUGAUGAAAUGGGAGCAAUGUACUUAGUGUAGGGGAAAGAAACUGAAAAGUAAAGUAUCGAACACAUCAGGAUAGUAUCGAUGUGAUACCAGUAUCAAUCUUAGUAUUGAUACUACAGACAUUUGGAUCAAUCUGCAUGCCCCUACUUCGGUUCGUUCCUUUUUAUUUGUUGUUUUAAAGUGCAUCACCCUGAUCUGUGUUCCAAGUCUUCUUAUUUACGGGUACGGAUUGGACCAUGUUUGACAUUUUUGCUUUAAUCUCCUGUGAGGGAUGGAGUAGAAACCUAACUUCAUUGCGUCUGCUUGUUGGUUUGUUCCCUUAGUCCUCCCUGGCAGGUCCUUUAGUAAAUUUAGGUCAAACUCGGUAUGUGGAUGAAGGGCGACCCCAGAAUUAGAGUAUGUAAGCGGGUUUUAGAAUUGUCCAGGGGAGGUCAAAUUUGCCAAAAGUCAAUCACUGGAUCAAGGUCAGUGGGUGGUCUUUGAGUCUUUGACUAGUUUCUAUCAAACUUGCUGUGCAGAUUUGGUCAACCCUGGAAUUGUCCUGAAACGGUUAGUUUUGGCAAAGACCAAGACUAUAGGACUCAUUAUCAAGGAAUUUGGUUUUCCCUACAAUCUGGACCAAAUAUGUAUGUAAUUGGAUCUCAGAAAUGCCCUGACAAGGUCAGUCAAAGGUCAAUCAUUUAGGUCAAGGCCAAGGUCUCUGUAGGUCAAAUUUCAGACUUGUACAAGGUGCUAAAUUGUGUUGUUUUCCUGUAAAUUCUAUCCUAAUCAAGGUCAACACAUCCUUACUGAUGCUAUACAUACCUUAAUUAUCCAUCAUAGGCCUUAGCAUAGUCAUAGUUAUCGCAACAGCAUCAGAUCCACAAAUCUAUUCCAUAGUAAAUAGAACUGCCACAAAUCCUAGAAUUUAUCAGUGAUCCUGUGAUGUUAUGUGCACAUUUUCCCCCCUCUCAGGGACUUACUGUUAUGUUUGAAGUUUGUGUUUUUGUUUAAGAUGACUGAAAAUAAUUUGAAUCCUGUUUCGGCCCAACCAAUAUGGAUUUUUUUUGGGGGAGCCGAUAUUGAUUGAUAUCAGGGAAUAAAACUUUUAAUACUGGCAUAUCUGCCAAUAUAUACCUUAACAUGGCAAUAAUACCUAACAUUUAAUUCAUUAUACAGUUUAAAAAUUCACUUUGUUUCAAUUAUAACCAACAACCAACCAACAUUCUCCACGCUGCUUUCCCUCAGACUACCAGUUACCGUGUCUCAUCAAUCAGCAUUUACAUAAAAUAGACUGACAACUGGUCAUAUUCCCUUUGUCUCUUACAGCUAAUGUCACCAAGGGGUGACUGGGUCCCAGCCAUGCUUCACAGUACUGUAAUGACACCAUGACAACAUUUCCAACAGCCAAAUUGUUUGUCUGCAUUGUUUAUUUGGUAAAAGCUUUCAAAUCUGCAAACGUAACACCAAUAUGUUCGUGAAAGGUUCAAAUCGGUCAAUAUAUCAGUUGGGCUCCACUCCUGGUGAUUUGUUAAAGCCGAUCGUAGAAAAGCAGACGUGACUUCAUUAAUGCGUUCGACAACAUGAACGCAGCUUUGGUGACAUUUUCCAGAGCAGAACUGAUCACAGAGUCAAUGCAUUUUAAGAAAUAAAUCAAAUAAUAAUAAAAUUUCACAAACGCAUUUCAGCUUUCUGGCCUGCAAAAAAAACACAGGGCGGGACUUAGCUUCUUCAUGAAUUUUCAGGGAAUCAAACAUUUUCAUACAGACUAUGCAAACUAAACUGACAGCUGAUGUGAUUGUACUAUAU
Thalassophryne amazonica is the source of this 4270-nucleotide messenger RNA. RefSeq names its product interferon regulatory factor 4-like. Gene Ontology annotation, cellular component: nucleus. The record is from RefSeq and is a predicted model, not a curated record. NCBI's taxonomy places the organism in Eukaryota, Metazoa, Chordata, Actinopteri, Batrachoidiformes, Batrachoididae. Gene Ontology annotation, biological process: regulation of transcription by RNA polymerase II; immune system process. The transcript has 8 exons. Bases 78 to 1418 code for a protein of 446 amino acids. Gene Ontology annotation, molecular function: DNA-binding transcription factor activity, RNA polymerase II-specific; protein binding; RNA polymerase II cis-regulatory region sequence-specific DNA binding.